CAUUCACACAGCGCCAGACGCUUAUGCAAAUAGUCCGCUUGCCGCUCUGCUUUUGUAGAGACGCAUGAAAAACUCUCGGAUGUUGCUUAAGGAUUUUCUUGGCUCUCUUCUAAAGUGACAACUUUCUUGGGAUUUCACUGCAAGAAUCGGACCUAAUGGGCGGAUAAACUGCAUAAAUUUGCCUUGAAAUUUCCGAACCGUGCAGCUGGAUUAAAGUCAGCAUUUGAUAUUCAAAAUGAAUAAUUCCGUUAAAUGAUUAACUCCCCGGACCAAAGGAUUUCAAGUGAUAGCUUAGUGUUUCCUCUAGUGAGUGAAGAUGUAUCGGGGAGUGCAUGUGCUGGCAGCUUUGCUGGCUCUCAUGGUGCUGGCGCUUGUUGUGCCCAUGGGCCAGUCUUGCCCCAGGACCUGUAAUUGCUACCAGGCCAGUGAAGUCCACUGCACCUUCCGUUCACUGCCAGCUAUACCUCCCGGUCUGCCUGCACACACAAGACGCAUAAACUUAGGGUUCAACAGCAUCAAGAAGCUCCAUGACAAGUCUUUGGCUGGGUUAAAGAAGGUGGAGCUUCUGAUGCUCCACAGCAAUGAGCUCCAUCAUCUUACAGAUGCAGUGUUCAGAGAUAUGAAAUCACUACAGAUACUAAAGCUAAGCUAUAACAAGCUGAGAGAGAUCCCUUCAUCGCUGACCUUCUCUGGCCUGACCUCACUGCUGCGCCUGUAUUUGGAUCACAACCUCCUUCAGCACAUCCACCCUCGGGCCCUGCUCCAGCUGCCUAGCCUCAGGCUUCUUCGUCUACAAGGGAACAGGCUGCAUCAGCUGCACCCUCACACUCUAUGCACACUGUCCCUGCUGAAUACAUAUUACUUUUCCACCCUCAGACACCUGGACCUUUCCAACAACAGUCUAACCACCCUGCCAAAAGAAACUUUAGCAACAGCGCCUCUGCUGGAAACUCUUGUACUGCAGGCUAACCCAUGGAGUUGUGACUGUCGGAUGAACUGGUUUCUUACUUGGACUCUGGCUCAUCCAGGCUUGAUGAAAUGUCCUGGUAGCCCUCAGUGUCCAGUCUGUGGAUCCCCCAAUUCACUUCAAGGGCAGGGCUUGCUUGAACAGACUGCUUUACUGUGCAAUUCACCAGCCAUCCCCUCCCCUGGAAGAGAGGCACCUUUGGAGACAGAACUCAGUGAAAUCAAAUCAAGUGAGACCUUCAGAGAGCCCUUAGGCAGUGCCUCUUUGGGUCUAUCUGACCAGCAAGGGUAUAGUGUUGAUCUGAGUUGCAGCAUCACUCAAUCAUCUGACUCCCAAGAUAUUGCUCCUCCUCCAGAUCUCUCCCUGUCCUCAUCUUCUCUUCCGCUCUCUCUGUCGCUCUCUCUGGAGUGCCCUGUGGAGAGACAGAGCUAUGAGAAACUUUGGAGGAUUCUGGCUUACUACAGCGAGACUGCAGUUCGCCUCGAGAGGGAGAUCAUGCUGAGUAAAUCCCCAGCAUUGGCCUACCGCUAUAGGCAGGCAGCAGAGACAGAUGGCUAUUAUCACACUGGAGUCAAAGCUUCUGUUAAAGCCAGGCCUCAGUGGUUACUACAGCCAGCUAUUAGCAUUCAGCUAAACAGAUCACAGUCUAAUGGACAUAAAGUUCAGCUUAUAUACUCAACAAGAGUUUCUGCUCACCUUGACCCUACCUUUCACCUCUCCACAUCCUCUGCCGCUUCUCACCCUUGGGUGUUGAUUUCAACUAAUCGCACUACCACAGCACUGACGGCAGUAGCAGGCAGUCAAGUAGAGCUAUCCUGCCCACUUCUCACUUCUGGCAACCCCAAAGCACAGUGGAUCCUCUCAGAUGGAUCUGAGCUCCUCUCCCCCUCCAGUGCCCUAGAUGGCAGGCUCCGGGCUUCAGGCUCUGUUUUACUUCUACAAUCUCUACAGCUGUCAGAUGCUGGGAUUUACUACUGUGUUGCCAGGGCUGGAAGGGAUGUAGAUGUUCUUCCUCUGCGCCUGGCAGUGGAGGAGUCCUCUGUUCCACCUUCAGGAGAGCAAGUGGGGCCUCCUGUCAUGGGAACAGUUGGGGAACCUGUCACUCUGCCUUGUAGGAUAUCUGGUUCACCAGAGCCUUACAUAAGCUGGAUUUUGCCAGAUGGAACUAUAGUACAGCGAGGACCUGCUGUGUCAGGUGGACUCACCAUCGAAUCAAACGGGAGUCUCUAUCUGCCUAACCCUUCCCUGAGGGAUGGUGGUCAUUACCGCUGCACUGCAGUCAACCAAUAUGGUAGAGACGCUCUGUCAGUGCAGCUGAUAUUAAAUUCACAACAUAUCCCCAAGCUUAGGACUUCAUUUCCCAGAGGACCACAGUCUGCUGCUGGCCGGUCAACCAGGAUAAGAGCUCCUUUAUUAAGUGAGGUUGAUGAAGGAUCAGGGGACGGAGAGGAAGAGGGAACUCUUGUUGGCAAAACGAAGCACACAGUAUCUUUACAGGGAUCUCUGAACAGACGUUAUCAAAUUGGAAAGCCACGAAGGCGCGGACCUGUAAGAGAAGGCCCCCGGAGAAGAGGUAGUGGACCUUUUUCAUCCACUGACCAGAAGAGAAACCGCUUUGAGAACAGACAUAGAGUUAGCACAAACAAAAAAAGGAUAGACCCACAGAAAUGGGCUGACCUUUUGGCUAAGAUACGUCAAAAGACUAUGCUUGCUAAUCCCAGCCAGCUCAUCACAACAGAAAAGCCCACAACUGCACCAGUCCAAGAAGGAAAAGACACGGUCACAGUAGGACAUGAGAGAGAUAAUGAUGCAGAAGGAGGUAGAGGUCAGGGAGCAGGAGUCGAAGCAGAAACUGAAGGAUCAUCUGUUGAUGAUAUAGUUCUACAAGAGGAAGAGUUACAGCCCAUUCAGCCUGCUAACACAGGAAGCCAGAUAAAAACAGAGAUAAAAACAGAUACUGAAACAGACACUGAGACAGAAAAAGAUACAGAGAGGUCAACAGAAAAACAGAUAGAGAGUGAGACAGAGACACAUAGGCAGGCAGAGAUACCAGGUUCACAAACACAGACAGCAGCAAACCCAGUGACACAGAAAGCACAGGUCACAUCUUAUCCAGUGUCAGGAACAAAUGAAAUUGCCCCAGGACCAGUUGAAGGACAUGAGCGGGAAAUGAACCCCAAUCCAUCAAGAACCAGACCGCAGAAUCCUCGACACCAAUCCUUCCCUAAUUUGGUACCAAACUCACGCCCUAAAAGCCCUUGGAACUCAAAAAGGAAGAUUGGACAGUGGAGAAUCAUCAACAGACCCAGGAUGCGACCUUUCACCCCAACCCAACCUCCCCUUAAACCUACAAACCCAAGAACCCCAACUGUGACACCUGACACUACCGCAAAUCAAAUCAAUGUGUUGUUGCUGGUGCCAACAAUCACAUCUCCAGCAAUUUUGUUGACACAAAGUGACCAUAUUAACACAGCUCCAAAUGAUGUUGUUCUGAAUCCUUCUAACUCUUUUGGUAUAUCCUCUUCCAAAUCUGCCUCCCCCUCACAGACUCCCUCCCCCCCGUAUACAAAAACAUACACACCUACAGCUACGAUGACUCACUCAGGCAAGAAACCAGACACUGAAAAGAUACGAGACAGUGAAGAGAUACCAGACACUGAAGAGUCCACUCUUUUCAGCACACCAGCACCCACUCAUUCUAAUUUUGUCAUUUCAGAAACACAUACCUUUACACACAGUAUACAAGAACACACAGAAACACAAACAGCCUUAGGCAAAUAUGUUGACACACCCCCAAGCAAACACAGUGAAGAGCUGGGGAAGAAUUUUGUGAGUGUGCUGUAUGAGUCUUCCUCUCCAGUGACUCACUUCUCCCAUGUUUCCUCAGUUUCCAGUGCAGCUACUGCAAAAACUGUAACAACUCCUACAACUGCCCCUAAAAUUUUUUAUUCUGCUACCAAUGCUGGCAGCUCUAAAAGUACAUCUUCUACUCUGACUAAUGAGUACAAGCUUCCCACAACAACUGCAAUUAAUCCUAGGAUUAAAAGUCCCACUAUAUCUGCUAGAACUAUUAGUCCAACAUCUAGCACCACCAGACAAACUGCAACUGCUUCUGCCUCUACUACUACCACUGCCGCAACACCUGUUCUCACAUCUACUACUCCCACUACUGUUUCUACAGCUGAAGUCUCUACCACUACAAUAAACCCCAAUAAUUAUGUUUUUAUUACAACUACUGAUCCUAGCACUACUAUUAGUAGCUCUUCAGUCUCAUCCAAUGUUACGCCCAGAAUUCCUGACCCUCCAUCUACUGCUACUGCUUCUACUACAUCUGAAACUACUACUACUGCUACUACUACUACUACUACUACUACUACUAGUACUACUACGACUUCUGCAGGUACCAUUUCAGCCAAAAUUCCCUCAACUUCUAGGGCAGCUACAUCUAAUACACAUCCCAGAAUUGCAGCAACAAUGACAUCAGCAAAUACCAAAACAUCAUCCAGGGAGAGGCCAAACGUCAACCUAGCUGACCCCAGAGAGAGGGUUGCCUCCGGUGCUCCAAAUCAGAGUCGGCCCCCCACUGACUGGAAAAAUGUCGGAGCCAAUUCAAUUCCAGAUUCACACAGCAGCAGGACUAACUGGUCCCCUUCAUUCCCCGUCGCUCCUGGGGCUCCAGUUGUGAGAUCCAGACCAAGGAUUCCAGACCCACACAUCAGAACAGUGUCAUUUCCAGCAGAGAGCACUGCUAGGCUGGCUUGUGAAGCUGAAGGAGAACCAAAACCCACCAUCACCUGGAUCAAAGUCGCCACAGGAGCGGUGAUGUCAGUCCAAUCCAGGGCUCAACGUUUUGAGGUCCUGUCAAACGGCACCCUUGUUAUCCAGAACGUUCAGCUGCAGGACAGGGGCACAUACAUCUGUAGUGCACAAAGCGUACUGGGUCGUGAUAGGUUGCUAACUACCCUGGAAGUGUGGACCCGCCCCCCUCGUAUGCAGUUGACUAGUUACAGAGAAGCCACCAUUCAUCAGGGUGGAGAAGUGCACUUGGAGUGCCAGGCGGAUGGUGUUCCCACCCCUCUGCUCUCGUGGGUUCUGCCUGAUCGUUCUGUCAUGACACCUGCUGGCCCCUCCACCAGUCGAAUCAGUGUGGACACGAAUGGAACUCUUCAUAUUUCAGGAACUUUGCCCAGUGACCGAGGAGUGUAUCGCUGCGUGGCCUCCAACUCAGCAGGUGCUGCCAGUACCUCUGUGCGUGUACACGUGUCCUCGUUACCCCCAGUGAUACAGCAAACCAGAGAGGAACACCUGCUCUUGUCUCCAGGGAUGCCACUUUAUGCUCACUGCUCUGCCCGAGGUGCCCCUCCACCAACUCUCCGCUGGCGAAUUCCUGAUGGGACCCUUGUUCGCCCAUCCCAGUUUCUCCAUGGCAACCUCUUUGUGUUGACCAAUGGGACACUGCAUAUUCGAAAAGUUGGGCCAAAGGAUUCUGGGAGUUAUGAGUGCACAGCAAGUAAUGCCAUAGGGACUGAUAAGAGGACAGUGAGGGUAAAAAUUGAAGGAGAAGGAGAAAGAAGACAGGGAGAAGUAAGACAUCAAGGGGUAAAAGCUGUUGCUACUGAAAAACCAUCUUCUUCAUCUUCAGUCAUUAAAGACAUAAGUUUGACUAUCCCUAACCAGCCCUCAAAUCCAUUCAGCUCCCCUGCAUCUCCCGUGGAAAAGUCCAAGGCAUCUCACACUCCAAGCUCACCUCACUCCUCAUCCAACUCUUACCAGUUCCCUAACUCAUCUCCUAAAUUUAAUAAAACAGUCACUGCCUCCCACACACACUUUACCAGUGUCAAAAAAACAAAUUCUUCUUCUCUUUCCCCACAUUCCACUGGAUCAAUAGAUAAUCAUAAAGUCUCACCCAGUAUAAACAACUCAAGAGUUACUUCCGCUUUCCCCACUGACAGGAGAGCCUCUGCUGUUUUGAAUCCCUUGCCCCUCUCUCCUUUCAGCAAAGCUCGUAUUGUUUCUACAUCACCCUCCAUAUCUGCUGUCCACCAUGGGGGGAUUUUGCAGCUUCACUGCUCUGUAACUGGCAACCCAGUCCCUAUUAUUAUCUGGAGGACCCCCAGCAGGAAGCUAGUAGACAUGCACUUCAGUUUUGACCGGCGUCUGAAGGUGCAUCCUAAUGGCACCUUGUCAGUCCAAGCAGCAACAGAACAGGAUGCUGGCGACUACCUAUGUAUCGCACGCAACAAGGUUGCAGAUGAUUAUCGCCUCCUGCGUGUUACUGUGUCCACCAAGCCUGCCAGGAUUGAACCAAAACAACCACUCAUCCAGACGGUAUCAGUUGGCAAACCGCUGAAGGUGGACUGUCAGGCAUCAGGGCUUCCUGACCCAGCUGUCCGCUGGAGCUUACCAGAUGGAACCGUGGUGAACAGCGUGUUGCAUGGGGAAGACAGAGGAGGGCGAGAACAACAGCUAACAGUGUUUAGCAAUGGGACAUUACUGGUUCCAGCAGUAGGUGCUGGAGAAGAAGGAGAGUAUACGUGUUAUGCUGAGAAUCAAGGAGGUCAAGACACCAUGAAGGUCAAAGUAAAGGUUAUGAUUACAUCUACACCAACCUUUGCUGAUGACAGAAGCUACCACGUCAUGAAAAUACGUCAGGGAGCAACUGCCCGAAUUCCCUGUCAAGCCACAGGAAAUCCUGCCCCUACGGUGGCAUGGUUUUCCCCGGCAAACCGUCUCAUCCCACGAAGUUUGGGGUCUGGUUAUUAUUUUGAAAGAGUAGUGGUGGUCUCAGAUGGAACUCUGGAGGUGCGCCUAGCUCAAAAAAUCGACACCGGAAACUAUACGUGCCAAGCGAGCAGCUCAGCUGGGGAGAGAAGCAGGGUGGUGAGGCUCGAGGUGGAGACGUCUACCUAUGGACUGAAUGGCCAAGUGGGAGGAAGAGGUUGGAGCAUUCACAGUGGGACUGGCACCAGAUCAGGGGACAACAUUAACAAUGGUGGGAUAAUCCAGGAUGGAUUGUCUGGGAUAACAGACAAGCAGCAUAACAAUAACAACAGCAAUGGUGGCUAUGGUGACAAUGAUAAUGAGAGGAUAAGAAACAUUGUACCAAGCAAUGGUGUUAAUUUAGCAAUCAGUGGCUCUAAUCCUGUUCCUAAGAAUGAUAGUAAAAAUGGGUUUAACAGGCUUGUAAGCGGAAUUACAACAAAACCAAGCAGCAGUGGAAUCAGUGUGGGGGUGAACCAUCCAAGAAAUACUAGCAUUAAAGCAGAUAAUACUGGAAUUAAUACAAAUAGACCUGAUAUUAUACACAACAGUAACAGUGUAGGUAACAAUCGCAGCACAGUUAGAGAAGGUAGUGCUGAAAGAAUUCCUGCACAGAAUAACAAUGAAGUCAUUGCGGGAAGGGCUAGUAAUGACGCUAAUACGAGCAGAGAAAAUGGCAGGUUAAGUGGUAAUUCGAGAAAUGCUGGAGGCUUUAGUGGCAGUGGGUCUAAUAAAGCAGUUGGGACAAGCACACUCAGAGGGAAUGACUUUAGUAGGAGCAGUAAUAUAGGAAGGACCGAUGACAGCAGAAGAAACAGUGGUGGGUUAAGUAGUAAUACAGAUCCUAAAAACACCACCAACGCAGUACUGGGUGUGGUAACAACGGUGAAGCAGCGAGCAGUCAAAGGCCAAACAGUUCUUUUGCCAUGCCCUUCCCAAAAUUCCCAUCAGUCCCGUCUGUUCUGGCUUCUGCCCGGCAGUGGUAUGUUGCCAGCUCCUUACUAUGGCAGUCGUCUCACUGUGUACCGAAAUGGCACGUUAGAGCUGCGGGGUGUUCGAGGGAGUGAUGGUGGUGUCUUGGUUUGUGUAGUGAGAAGUGUGAAAGGAGAAAUGACAGUACGGGUGGAGCUGGAGGUGUUAGAGCGACAGGAGGAGGUCAGAAAUCCACACAGAGGGGAAAGGGUUGGUUUAACUAAAGGGCCUCUCUCAAAAGAUUUAGUGGAAUCAGAGCAGUCCUUGAGCUCAAAACCAACAUCACCUGUACUUUACCCAAGAAUCUCAGUUACUCAAAAGCCUCAGCAAAGUAGACUGAGAUUGCCUGCACCACCUCACCCAGUUGGCCCCCCAUCCUCCACUGGCAAAGUCUCAGAGCCAGCAGUGAAUACCAGAACAGCUCCCCUUGUGAGCAUCAUUAAUGGAGAGACCCUUCAACUGCCUUGCCCUCAAACACCUGGAGAUACCCGGGGCUCUCUCUCAUGGACCACACCCAGUGGCAAGGUGCUGUUCCAGGGUGAGAGUGGUGACUCAGGCCGUUCCUUAGUCCAAGAAGAUGGAACUCUAACAGUGCAACAUGCCUCUGUGUUUGACCGUGGCACCUACACCUGCAGAUCCACAAGUUAUGACUCUUCCUCAGUUUUAGUCAUCACAGUGCCUGUUAUUGUCAUCGCCUACCCUCCGCGCAUCACAACAGGCCCUUCCCCCGUGACCUACACUCGCCCUGGGGUUGCUGUGGAACUGCCCUGCCUGACCAUAGCAACACCCCGUGCGACAGUUACCUGGGAAACACCAGACCUGAUGCAGCUGAGGGUUAUGGCUCAGCCUCGUAUUUAUGGGAACCGCUACCUUAGCCCUCAAGGUUCCUUAGUGAUACAAAACCCGACAAGCAGAGAUACAGGAUUUUACAAAUGCACCGCAAAAAAUGUGAUAGGAGUGGACACCAAGGCAACCUACCUGCACGUUAUAUAACUGGAUGAUGCAAACACACACACAUAAACAGUCUCAUGUAAUAGAAAAAACAGAGACUCCACCAGUCUUUUAUACUGGAGCAUAACCUGUUUGUCUGUUAACAUUAUGUGUCCCUGAUGCCCAAAGGAACUGCAAACCUCUGUGUGGGAGACACUGAUAAAUCUCAGAAAGGACACACUGCUGAUAUACAGUGUAAGUCUCAUGUAUGUAUUUUCAAUGUAUUUUUUUGUAUGUAAUUUGUUGUCAGUACUGUGUUUUGGAUCAGGGAUUGAAAAAUUCCUUGAAGAUACGUUUUACGUGGGUGGUGUUACACACUUGGUGUCUCAUUGGCCUAAAUCCUAUUUUUAAUUAGUGCUUGUUUCAUCAU
Archocentrus centrarchus (flier cichlid) is the source of this 9059-nucleotide messenger RNA. RefSeq names its product immunoglobulin superfamily member 10-like. Gene Ontology annotation, molecular function: protein binding. The record is from RefSeq and is a predicted model, not a curated record. The transcript has 13 exons. Bases 317 to 8692 code for a protein of 2791 amino acids. NCBI's taxonomy places the organism in Eukaryota, Metazoa, Chordata, Actinopteri, Cichliformes, Cichlidae.